GGUAAAAUUCAUUUCGAGUUCCUGGGCAAGUGAAAGAUGGCGGGAACGUGCGAGAAAGAGAUUCGUCGAAAUUAUGAUCGGAACAAGGACAGAAAUGGCGGCCGACGGCACUAAACUCGUUGAAACAACUUGCUCGGUUCGAGCAGUGAUCCGCUGGACGCCAUACUAACCGCGUGCGAUCAUGCUCUAAUCAUAAACGUACCAAUUCUAACAAAUAUUUUUGUUUAAAAUGUUUUUUUAUAAUAAAUGUCGGUAAAAACCUAAUCUAAAGUGAAGUUAUGGUUGUUUAUCGACAGAAAAAAUUGUGAACUGGCCUGAGAAAAAGAAAAUGACGUCGGAAAAAUUCCACAAAGCUGCACGAGAUGGCGCCUUGGAUAUUUUAAAAGAAGCAACAAAAAAAGAUUGCAACGUCAGAGACGAUGGCGGAACGACCCCGACACUAUGGGCAGCUUUUGAAGGUCAUAUAGACGUCCUUCGACUGCUCGUUGCCAAAGGAGGUGAUCCGGAUAGAAGUGACUAUUUCGGAAACACGGCCCUCCAUCUUGCAGCGGCGAGAGGUCACGAAUAUUGUGUCAAGUUCCUCGUGAAAUUCGGUUGCAAUAUUUGGUCUCUAGACAUCGACCGACAUUCUGCGAGGGAUCUAGCUGCCAUAAACGGGAGGGAGAUGAUUUUGCAAUACUUGGAUCUCGCCCAGGCCGACCAGGAACUCAACAACCGUAAAAAAAGUCGAAUCUUAAGAGAAAAGGCUGAAAAAGACGCCGAGAAAAGGCUAAAGGAGUACAUGAAGAAGCAGAAAAUGGCGGAAAAAGAACAGAAGAAGUCGAAAGAUCGAACGAAAUCGGACUUGACAAUUACAAACGAACCUUUUCCACCUCAAAAGCCUGGAAUUUUAACGUUCAGGGGUCGCGUACGACCUUCCCCGACCUUCAGUGACAUCGUAGGAACGGCUGCGAAGAAAAAUGGUGGCGCAGUGUAUAGAAAAGCCCUAGCAAAAAAGGCUGUCGACGAUUUCAAAGUCGUAGAAGUGGAGACGAACGGAAAGAAGUCAAUUCGCAGCCUGACAGGCCUCAGGAAGGAUUCUGACGUGAUGUACGUGGGGACUUACGAAACACAGGCCCAGCAAAUAGGAAAAAGAGGGAGGAUUUCCGAUGUUUGGGGAAGUUUGAGCAAAGCACAGAGCACGCCUGAUCUGUUGGGCGAUAGGGAAUCGGAUUGUGACGCGAGUGACACGAAUGGAACGGCAGAGGGGGGAUUUUUUCAGGAGCCGGCCAGCAUUUUCAACCGACCGGGUUUCGGAUCCGUGGCUUUUAGAAGAACUAUAACAACAGCUUUCGACAGCCUGUCCUCUCAAGUGGACGCUCAAAAUGGCAUCCAAGUUGCAAAUGGGACCGGAAAUGGAUCCAUGAAUGGCCAUAGGCCCAAUUCAAACGGUAAUAACGAAGAAAUUAGCAUAGGAAGCGCAGGAAGUUUGGCUCGAAGGCAAAGCAUGUGGGACGACGAUCUCCUUUCAGAAGAAGAAGAAACGGACGAAGAAUGGACGCCAUUGCAGAGAUUUUUAGUCGCAAAUAAUCUUUCUUCCAUUCAUUCUAUUUUGGAAUCCGAACAAAUCGACUUGGAAGCCUUAAUGUUGUUGACGGAAACCGACAUGGCGGCCUUGAAACUUCCACUAGGACCUAAGAGGAAACUUAUUAACGCCAUAGCCAACCGAAAGAGGGCACUAGAUGCUACUCAAAAUGUCAUUAAAGACAGUAAACUGUAAAGUUUUGGUGUUAUGAGUGAAUAACCUGAGAUUUUUGGGGUGUAAUUCGAUGCAGCACCAUCUGGAAGACAAGGACUUUCAAGAUGGAUGACGGAGAAACCACGAAAGAGAGUCAAAUGGCCGAAUUUUGACAAUUUAAGAGGGUUAAAAAGAGAAAGACGAACUAUUAUUAAGAAAAUUGAAUAAUUUGGGAAGAAUGGCGGCCAUUGGAAUGCAAUACACAGUAGCGGCCAUUUUAUGAAAUAGUUUCAGAUCGCCUAACUAUGAAGUGCCUUACGAAAUAUUGUAAAAAUAAUUCUUAAAAAAAAAUAGACUAAAAGAACAAAGUUUUCGAAUUAACUUGAUAAAAAAAUGGCAGACUAACCUCAAAUUUCAGAGUUUACAUAGUUAGAACACUAUCUGGGGAACCUAUUUUUUAAUACUAAAGUCUAGAAUUCUCCAAACAUUUGCGAGUAGGCCGAAUUAUGACGAUUUAAGGCAAUUAAAAUAGAAAAACUUUCAAAAGACGGUCCCCUAUUGGCAGAAUUAACUAUGCUCAAAAACAUGGUAGCAAUAUACUUACGUAGCCACGGGAAGCUUCCAAAAAGUUUUAAACCACAUUUUUAUACAAACCUUCACUUAGAAAUCUUUUUUUCCAAAAAUGUUUUUUUCAUACUUUACGUUAAGUAAUAAUUUUUAAGGUGGCCAUUUAAGUACUUAAGUACGUAGAAGUCAUAUUUAAAUCUCUAAAUUGCCUAUACAAUUAUAGGAAAGCUUCCAAGAAAUCUUAAACCACAUUACUAUCCCAAUCUUCUCUUAUUUCCUAACGAAAACUCUUUGUCUUGCAUAGACGCCGUAUUUAAAUUUCUAAAUGGUGUACAUCAUGUUAGAAAGCUUUCAGACAUCUUUAUACAAACCUUCCCUUAAAAAUCUUCUUUUCCUCUAAAAAUUUCAUACCAAGUAAAAAAGUUUAUACCAAGUAAUAGUAUUUUACACAGCCAUUUGCUUGAGUAAAAGCCAUAUUUAAAUUCUAAAAUGGCGUGCAUCGUCUUAAGUUCUCAAAAAUUUGUAUCCCAAUUUCUUUCAAACCUUUUUUAU
This is a messenger RNA of Colletes gigas, 2836 nucleotides long. It is a transcript of the gene Sans, whose product is annotated as Usher syndrome type-1G protein homolog. Gene Ontology annotation, molecular function: protein binding. The record is from RefSeq and is a predicted model, not a curated record. The transcript is spliced from 7 exons. Lineage: Eukaryota; Metazoa; Arthropoda; Insecta; Hymenoptera; Colletidae. The coding region runs from base 329 to 1759 and encodes 476 amino acids.